Meira miltonrushii is the source of this 760-nucleotide messenger RNA. RefSeq lists its product as uncharacterized. Gene Ontology annotation, cellular component: membrane. Bases 202 to 699 code for a protein of 165 amino acids. Lineage: Eukaryota; Fungi; Basidiomycota; Exobasidiomycetes; Exobasidiales; Brachybasidiaceae. The transcript has 2 exons. The record is from RefSeq and is a predicted model, not a curated record.
UUGCAAACACCAAAGAUGUGGAGCACAAUCAAGAAGAAAGAAAAGUGAGCGAAAGAUGAGUACGGAUGCGGGGAGAGUAUCAUUUUCGGCUUAAGAUGAUGGCCGAAGCCGUUUGGGUUUCAUGUAUGCAUACUUUCAUUUUGAUUGAAUUCGAUUCACUCCUUUCUUCUCUCCAUCAUAUUCAUUGUUCAUAUUACAAACAUGGUUCUUUCAUUCGUUCAAGAUGUUAUCAGCGGUAAGGCCAACAUGGCCAUCGGUUCUUUGCCAUUGACUUUGUUGUUGGCUGCCAUCCCACAUUGGCAUACAAUUUACAUCGCUGAAUCCAAGAAAGUUCAAGGUGGAUGGGCAAACGAGAACCCACGUGCAUGGGUUGCAAGAUUGAACUCCAAAGCUGCUUCAGGAAAGAAGUUGACCGAGACAGAAGAGUACAUCUUGCGUGGUCAAUCUGCACAACAAAACGGAUUUGAAUGGUUCCCAGUUUGGGCUGCUGCAGUUAUCCUUGGUACUCUUGCCAAAUUGCCAAAAGAGCAAAUGGACAGAUACACCGUGAUCCACAUUGCCGCACGUAUCAUUUACUACUACCUCUACUUGGCAAUGGGCAAGCGUGGCGGAAGUUAUUUGCGUACUGCAAUCUUCCAAGUCAGUAUCUUCCCUGCAGUUGCGAUCUUCUUCCAAUCCGCUCGCGCUUUAGCUUUGUGAUCAGUCUUGUACAAUUCAAUUCAGGAUUUACAAUGAGAUACUUUUAUUGGUACAAAGUUCA